GGGGGGGGUGUCUGGAGUUGGAGACGGCUGCUGCUCAGAGGACUUCCGUACAAACAAUUUCGGUACCCAGCCUGUUGCUUCUAGAGAGGUUCGAUUGUAAAUGAACUGCAAAAAAAAGAAAUUAACGAAAUUAUCCAAGAUGAAAGAGAUUGACGAAAGUCGACUGAGACUAAUAGGGUCAGGAAGUGACGUAACGAUACCAGUGAUGAAUAAAUGGUUGUGGUGAUACAGGUUGUAUUAAUACGUGUUGUAUUAAUGCAUAGUCAAGUUAACGAGACACGCUAUUUAUAACGCUUUAAUAUAUUUAUGUACGAAAAGACGAAGAAAAAGAAUGGCGAGCGACUCGAGGGAGUGUGGAUUAAAUUUUUGGAGAUAAAAAAUACAGAAAGAACCGUUGAAAACAUUCACAAGAGCUCGCACGAGACUCGAGCAAUUCUUAUAAUUAUAUAUUUUUCUUUCUUCUUGCGGAGCAUUUUUAAUGUUGCAGUAUUUUGAUAAAACUGUGUGAUACUCUUGAUAUGUAUAUCGAUGCGAAGGACGUUAGCGUUAAUUAUAAUUUUUACGUAAGGGACGCGACGAUGGAAACUUAUUGAUUUCAAUGAUACAUUUCAAUCUCAGUUCCAGGUUAAAUCCAAAAAAAAAAUGUAUACGACUAGAGCGUAUUACGUGGUACGAGGGUUAAAAUAUGACUUUUUGUUUUUAAUUUGACAAAGAAAAGAAAAGUAUUCAAAAGACAAAAAAGCGUUCCUAGUUUCAACGUACUGGCAUUGACGUUGCUGUUUCUGAGUGUAGGGUGCACUGUGCGUCACUUUUACUUCGCAGACUCGCCGCACGUGGCCACCGUUCGCUGUACGUAUGGAUCGCUCCCAGGAAUAGUACAAGUUCUAUUAAGGUCAGCAGUGCAGUGCCCACCGUGAUUAUUUUUUUUCGUAUUCACGUGUGCACGGCCCUGGUACCGAAUGCGUACCGAUUAACGGGAAUAGGAGUUACGUGCGAUUAAUCCAAUUUUUUUUUUCCAUCACAAGUUUCAUUUUCUACGUUGAGUGCUCUGCUCAUUUUUUUGAAGGGCGCGGAAAACGAGGACCGAAAAGGAACUAGGGUGAAAUUAAUACAAUAAUUAAAUAUUGUAUUCGAUAAACGGGAAAGAAAGAUUUCUAUCCACUUUCACGGACGUUUAGAUUGUCAUGGAAAGUAAGAAUGGAGAGUCCAUCAAUAUGCAACUGGUCAACACACAGAGUCCAUACAAGGCCAAUAAUCAAUCACCAGAAAAUGGUCCAUUACGAUCGGAUGGCACAGCAUCUCCCACGACCGAUUCAGGCGAAUCGUACGAUCCUCACAAGCAUCGUAACAGACCAAAUCCUACCACAAAUGCAGAGACGUUAAUUCACUUGCUCAAGGGGAGCCUGGGUACGGGUAUACUUGCGAUGCCAAAUGCAUUUAGCAACAGUGGCCUGGUCACUGGUGUCAUUGCAACCAUACUGAUCGGUAUCUUAUGCACCUACUGUCUCCACGUUCUCGUUAAGUCCCAGUAUACACUCUGUAAGCGGUUAAAGGUUCCUAUACUCAGCUAUCCGAUGAGUAUGAAAUACGCAUUGGAGCAAGGACCUCCAUGCAUCAAGUGGUUCGCACCAUAUGCACCGGGCGUGGUCGACGGAUUUCUCAUAGCUUAUCAACUAGGAAUUUGUUGCGUGUACAUUGUUUUCAUAGCGACCAACAUCAAGCAGGUAGCAGACAACUAUAAGUUAGAGGCUAAUAUCCAAAUUCAUAUGCUAAUUCUAUUGAUACCUCUGACGCUCAUAAACUACAUUAGAAAUUUGAAAUUACUGGCACCGUUCUCGACUCUCGCCAAUAUCAUCACGUUCGUCGGACUCGCCAUGAUUUUAUCUUAUGUUUUCGACGACCUACCGCCGUUAAGCGAUAGACAAAUGUUUGGAUCGCUUCGCAACUUUUCACUGUACUUCGGUACCACGUUAUUCGCACUGGAGGCCGUUGGCGUGAUAAUCGCAUUAGAAAAUAACAUGAAAACGCCCCAAAAUUUUGGGGGUUACUGCGGCGUCCUGAACAUCGGUAUGUUUGUGAUUGUCGCUUUGUACAUUCUCGUUGGAUUUUUUGGAUACGUCAAAUACGGCGAUGGGUCUCUCGGUAGCAUCACGCUGAAUCUACCUGCAGGAGAUGUGAUGGCACAGAGCAUUAACAUAAUGUUCGCUAUAGCCAUCUUCAUCACGUAUGCCCUUCAGGGUUACGUACCCGUUGAGAUUAUCUGGAACACGUAUCUGAAUCAUCGAAUCCAGAAGAACAAGUUGCUCUGGGAAUACGUAUGUAGAACCUUGGUCACGCUGCUCACAUUUGUACUCGCUAUUGCAAUUCCACGAUUGGGACUGUUCAUCUCGCUGUUCGGCGCCCUGUGUCUCUCCGCCCUUGGAAUUGCGUUUCCGGCGAUUAUCGAAAUCUGCGUAUUUUGGCCGGACAAGUUUGGUCCCUGCUGGUGGAUCUUUGUCAAAAACAUACUUCUUAUACUUUUUGGAAUUAUCGGUCUUGUGGUAGGCACGUUCGUCAGUAUGGUGGAUAUCAUCAAUUCCUUCAGUGGUCCGUAAAUGGAUCGGUUCUGUUUUCUCGUCUUACCUUCUUUUCUUUUUUCUUUUUUUUUUGUUAUGAACAACUUUUUUCGCAUUCUCCACGUGGUGACACGUCGGAAGAUAGUAAGGGGGGUGAUAAGGGAGGAGGCCAGACAUAUUUUAAAAGAAAAAGGUUGCCUGCAUAGAAAGUAUUAGAAAUAAGAAAAAAUAAUAAUAACAAUAUGCGCUGUAUAAAUAUACAAAAUUUCGGUGCUUUCAAAUACAAAUUUCCUGACGCGCAUACGCAAAUGCCAACAAUAAUUCACGAAUUUUAUUCUUCAUAGAAAACAAUGUGUCUAAUCGAAAGUCGAAAAACGAAGGAGAGAAAGGUGGGACACUGGGUAUAAUAUAAAUUACAUAACCUUUGUGCACAACCAUAUAUACGUAGAUUAUUAGUUAGACAAUUUCGCUCUCGAAUAAUAAAACACUGCCAUAGCUCAUGCCAUGCACCAUUUCAUAUCUCUGGAUAUGAAAUUGAAGUCAAAAACAGCAAAAGGAAAAGGUCGUAGCGCAGAGAAAAACAAGUGACGGAAUUUGGAACUGUCACAGUUACGUAACAGCCGAAAUAUCGGCUUAUUAUUGGAGGGAAAGUAAAGAUAUUAGACAAAUAAUUAUUUAGACAAUAGUAACGGAUAAGUAUGAAAUUAUAGUAAACUUUAGCUAGUCGCAAUUUAUGAAUUAAUAAACUACGCGUCGGAUUUUAAUACACGAUGAAUAUUGAAAAUGACGUGUAGUCUGUUAACGCACAAUUGCAAGAGAUAAUUAUUAUGUAAUAACGAAACCGCAAUAACGUUAAUUAAUAAGUAGCGGAACGAGCUGUUAUGAAAUUGUUCUAGUUUAUCGAAUUGUUGAAUAGUCGUAGAAUACAAAGAACCACAGGGAAAAAAAUAGAAAAAUUAAAAAAAAAAACCAAUCAAGAUAAUCAAAAAAUUCAGUGACGAGAGAUACGCGUAUUAUUAUACACAAUAAAAAAAACAACAACAAUAAAACCGCAUUCCCCGUUGCAUCGUUGUUCUUUGUUUUGAGAAGUUGUACGAUAAUAAGAAAAUUAACGUAAAAGUAACUAUAGCUAAGCAAUAAAGGAAUGAAGUUCAAAUAGGGUGACUCCACCAGUGAAUAAGCCUGUCCCUAAUAAACGACUGGGUUUAUACAAAUUAUAUGUAUAUAUAAUAAUUUUAACAAGGGUGUCUAUUCACGGAAGGCAUUUCUUAAGGUGUUCGUCUAUUGGUGGACUUACCCUAUAUAAUGCAAAUAAACCAUAAAACAGAUGAAGUCGAAAAGAGGGAUUUUAAGUAUUUUCUAUUUCUUUUCUAAGAAAAAAAAAAGGCUUUCCGACGCUUCGCUACACUGUCUUGUAAAUAAUGUAUGGAUAUCGAUGCUGUUAAUAACAAUAGAUCACGAUGCUACUCGUUAAAUUAUUUUAUUAACAUUUAUAACUUAAUGCGAUCAUAGCAAUAUUAUGCGAUUAUGUUCAUUCGCCAUGACAAUGUAUCCUUGCGAUAAACUGUCAAGCCAACAUGUCCAGUUUGCACGGGAAAAUCACAGCGAAUGAAUUAUGGUCGAGUCGCUCUAACGUCUGUAUGUACUCGCUAGGUUAUACUUUCCUCUCUAUCGUUCAGCAAAUACUGUACUGUCGUCUCUCUCUUAACCAUGCUUCUAAAAGCUAGGUGGUAAAAUUUUCCUACGUGCUCGAUCCUGAAACCCGCAGCUACGACUCAUAGAAGUUAGAGGGACUUGACUGUAUAGAAUUUUUGGACAAUAAAUUCUUUCUCGAA
This is a messenger RNA of Cephus cinctus (wheat stem sawfly), 4390 nucleotides long. Its product is annotated as proton-coupled amino acid transporter-like protein CG1139. The coding region runs from base 1185 to 2594 and encodes 469 amino acids. Lineage: Eukaryota; Metazoa; Arthropoda; Insecta; Hymenoptera; Cephidae. Gene Ontology annotation, molecular function: amino acid transmembrane transporter activity. The transcript has 9 exons. Gene Ontology annotation, cellular component: vacuolar membrane. Gene Ontology annotation, biological process: amino acid transmembrane transport. The record is from RefSeq and is a predicted model, not a curated record.